Molecule: messenger RNA, 873 nt
Organism: Entrophospora candida
Lineage: Eukaryota; Fungi; Glomeromycota; Glomeromycetes; Entrophosporales; Entrophosporaceae
Source: the annotation of a GenBank genome assembly
ACUGGAGAUAUGGAGCGAGCAGAAAUAAUACUAAAUAGAUUACAUAAUUCUGGACCAAAGGAUAUAAAGCAUUACUCGGACAUAAAUGCAAAGUUGUAUACCUUAUUAUGUGUAAAACUUGCACCGGUUGCGCCGGUUGCUCCGAUUGCUCCUAAAGGACCUAACGAUCCAGGAGUUCCGGGAAAGCCGGGAAUUCCGGGAAAACCCGGUAAGACAGGAGGUACAAACACGGAUCCACCUCCAAAAGAUAAUACCGAACAGCCAGAACCAUCUUCAACAGAGGAUAAUCCAGCAAAUCAAACGCAACAACCACAACCGCCAUCAUCGUCGCCACUACCACAAGAUAAUACUACACUAAAACAACAACAGUCAUCAUCAUCAUCACCAAUAUUAACUUCCAUUUUAUCGCAAACAAAUAGCAUUGCAAAUAAUAUUAGAAAUGGAAAUAAUAGAGAUACAUCAAAUAGUAAUACAUUAUAUAAAUUUCUAAAUCGACAACAGCAGCAGAAACAACAAUUAGAAGAUGAAGAAGUGUCUGAUGGAAUAAUGGUUACUAAAAUACAUUCCGUAAGUAUACAUCAUGAAGAUUUUACAUUAGAUGACUUUGACGAUAAUGGAAUCGCUGCUAGCUUUAAAAGUGCUGGAACUGGAACAAACGAAUCCGACGAUACUAAUAAUGAAAAUGGUGGAUAUCUUGAUGGUGAAGCUAAAAGUAGAAUAAUGAGAGAACGAUUAACCACAAGUAUAACAAGUAGUGUAUCCACUCUGAGUAAUAAUAACGAUAAAACUAAUAGAAAUAGCUUUAAUAGUACGAUAAGUAAUUUAACGAUUAAAGAAGAAUUAAGAAAAGCAAACGUUAAAUUUUAUAUAUGA